Labeo rohita (rohu) is the source of this 5506-nucleotide messenger RNA. RefSeq names its product protein phosphatase 1, regulatory subunit 26 (gene ppp1r26). The record is from RefSeq and is a predicted model, not a curated record. The coding region runs from base 222 to 3629 and encodes 1135 amino acids. Lineage: Eukaryota; Metazoa; Chordata; Actinopteri; Cypriniformes; Cyprinidae. Gene Ontology annotation, biological process: negative regulation of phosphatase activity. The transcript is spliced from 2 exons. Gene Ontology annotation, molecular function: protein phosphatase inhibitor activity.
UUCUGAAGGUAAGUCGGAAGGCAGAAGGGGUGCACGAGACGGCUGCGCGCGCCCGCUCCCGUAUGUGGACACUCCAAAAAAAUGUGUUAAGAAUUACAAAAGCUGGAUCUGUUACACUGGAAGAUAAACGCAACAGCUGUUCAUCAGUCGUAAGAAUGUAAACAAGAUCACCGGUGGAGCUUCCCCAUGCACCUACAUCCCUUCCAUUCCGACCUUCUAGAAUGUUCCUGAAGACAGUUCCUCCGGUGGUGGCUAUUCACUCGGAAUGGAGGUCCAAUAAAAGCUGCAGCCUGCCUCUCUUUUUCAAUGACAGUGCCUCCGACAGCGACCUUGCCUCUGUUAGCGGCACCCCCAUCCCACAGAAGAUCCAGAUGAUUAUAGAGAGCCUCCACAGCACCCAGUCUUCGGACAUGAGCGAAAACAUGCAGACCGAAAAGGCUGCUCAUUCCAGCCACGAGGCUGGCUACAAGGGUCAAAUGCGACUCAUGGACACAUCUGCGAGAUCCCGGCGAACGGGGGCGGACACUAAGCUACAGACCGCCAGGUCUGAUACUGGCGACGAUUCGGACAGUGACGAUUCUGUGGACAGAGGCAUUGAGGAGGCCAUUCAGGAGUACUUGAAGGAGAAGGUGGACCACAAGCGCAAAGGGGAUCCAAUGACAAGUUCGCCCCCAGCGCCCAAGCUUCAGCGGAGGGAACCAACUAUCCCAGAUGCUGCUAAACAUCACACACAUUCCACUAGUGCUAAGGUGCUCAUUGCAAGCAAUCAUAUACAGAGAGCAUUGAGUGGGGCGCAACCCUUAAAGAAGAAAGUCAAGAAGAAGAAACUAAGCAAAGAAAAUCCCUUUAAGAAAGCAGACACAAGUAAAGUUCUGCCUGUGAAAAGUCUUCCUCCAUCCAGAGCUAAGAAAGGAUCUUCCUCGUCAUCAGAGAUGGACAGAUCUCCACCUCGCCUUGUCAUUAAAGAAGAAGAGGAAUGGCUCGAUUCAAGCAGCGACGAUGGAAUUGAAGAAGAGAUUCAGAGAUUCCAGCAGGAGAAAAAAGAAAAACAGGAAGGUGAAAAAGACACCCUGAGAACAUCACGACAAAGGGAGGACUCUGAUUCAAGCAGCGAUGAAGGUAUUGAGGAAGCCAUCCGUCGCUUCCAAGAAGAAAAACACAAACAGAAGACGAAGAAAAGUCCUCUUAAACCUGCCCAACUUGUGCCUGCACAACGUAGCAAACCAGCCGUCGCUUCUCCCGAAUGCAUAAGCACUCAGCCACUCAAAGCACUGUCCAAGAAGAGCAAGAAGAAAUUGACAACCAAGAAGCCUAAUCUCCCUACACCACUGGGCGUAAGCCACUUUUUGAACAAGUACACACCCCAGGGCUCUAAAAUCAAAGGGUGUACACCACCCCCUUCAACCCCAAAACCAACCCACACCGAACAUCAGAUCCAUUCCAGCCUGAAGGUCAACACUGCUGAGCUGAUGUGUGCUGAAGCAAUUCUAGACAUCUCCAAAACCGUCAUGCCUGAGGUGUUCGAGUCCAACUUAAGCAUUGCUAACAGGAAUUUGCUUCAGACGCCAACAUUCCCAACUGUUGCAACAUCUGCGGAUAAAAGUGAUGAAAGCUCCGUUGACAGCGAGGACGGAAUUGAACAAGAGAUAAGGAAAUUUUUGGAGCAUAAAGCAAAGAUGAACAAAGAGCUUCCAACAACAGCAGGUGCACCUCCGUCAGUUUCAGGAGAUCCCACAGCAAGCAAAGAGCCAAAGAAGAAGAUGAAGGAAACCCAGUCGAAUAAAGCUGUCAGGCUCUCCCUGUCAAAAAAACGCAAGUUCAAAGAAGAACAAAGCAAACUUUCCAGAGAUGGCGACUUGGUUUUGAAUGUAAAAGAGGAGCCUCCAGGGCCGCCUCUGAUUCAUAGUGACUCCAUCAGACCGGAUGGUUCAUCCACCCCCACUGUGAUGACACAUUCAAGUAGUCCGACCACCAUGAAGAACAGCAAACCUAAGCAGAACUCGCCACCUCGUAAGGGUACGGAUAGUAGUGUACCCACAGACAAAGUUUCCACUUACAGUAUGUCCAGCCCGAAGACUUUGAUUGGCUCUGAGAGAAAUGACAGCAGUGACAAAAGCAGCUCUCUGGACAGUGAUGAGGAUCUAGAUGCCGCAAUUAAAGACUUGCUUAAAACAAAGAAAAAGGUCAAAAAGAAAGUAAGGGACUUGAAGGCAAGAAAAAGCACCAGACCUUCCGAGGCUUCAUCUUUGGAUGCUGUAAAAAAACUGAAGCCUCUUACAAAUCAGAAGAGUAUCCUACCUUCCAAGCUUGCAAGCAAGUCUGUCAUCUUGAAAGGCGGCAAAGAAAUUCUGAAUGUUCAGACUAAAAACGACAAGGGUCAUAAAAACAAAGUGGUUAAAGGCAAAUCAGAAGUCCAGAACAUCAAACAAUCUAAGAGUCCUGCACAAGCUGAAAAGGUGACUGGGAAUGGUGGGGUUCCCAAACCCCAAGAUGUGGACGUACCUUCUUCCAAUCCGCAUGUAGAAGACGAUGACAGUUCUGUAGACAGCGAUGACAGCAUUGAGCAAGAGAUCAGGAGAUUUCUAGCUGAAAAAGCCAAGGAGUCUACACCUCUCGCUGCAAACACCAAACAGGAGGAAGAGUCCGUAGACUCCUUGAUCUCUCCUGCGGAGUGUGACGUUAAACCAGAACUUCAAAGGAUUCUAAUUGAAACUCCAGUUUCUGCUUCAACAUCAUCCUCUGGAAGAUUCUUCAAAACUGAAACACAAGCCGAAUCCAUAGGCACACCUGCAAGAUCCGUGGACGCACCUGUGGAACUCAACAAGGGACCAGUCUUGACACCUGGCAGCUCUUGCAUUAUGGGUUUUAGGAGGACCGAAAGUCAAAAAUGUGAGAUCUCGACCCCAAGAGAUUCAAAGAACGGCAGCUCCCAGAUAGGAAAGGACUCUCUGACAAGUCAUGCCAUCAAACCCAACUCCUUCACUACGCCCCCCGUGAGCUCCGAUACACCCCGAUCAUCGGGUCAUCAACACCAAAACCUAUUCCUGAUGAGACCCGUUAACAGCAGUAUGUCUGACGUCAAGGAACUUUCCUCGGCAGAUGGAAAUGACCUUAACGUUAGCCACCAGAGUAGACCCGCCACUAGGAUACCUUUGAAGGAUGUCAUUAGUUCUCUUUGUCCCUCGCCUAUCUUGAAACCUCAGAUUAGCUCCCCUGCUGUCACCCCUGGCAACCUCACGACCUCGGCACCCCCUGGGGGCAGGACAGAGGGACUUUACUUGCAUAACCGCCUGAGAAGGGACCGAAACCUCUCCGAUAGACCACACUUAUCCACCUCGCACCUGUGCCAGCCCUACCAGGGCGUCAGCGUAAUCCAGUUACAACGGGACCAGGCUGCCUUCCCAACGCCUUUAGAAAAGACAAACCACCUGCAGGUUAGCCACACUGAGGCAACCGAGUCCACUGCAAGUUUAGGAGAAAGACAAAGGGAGGGAGGAAGUGUUAGCAAGGAAGAGAAAGAGCAGAAAGAUGAGGAAGAGAAAUGUGUUGAUGAGACAGAUGUAGAGUCAGAUGAGGAAAGAAAAGAUCAGAAGACGAAAGACAGAAGGAAGCAGUCCCCAAAUCAGUGAGUACCUACCUGUUCUCUCCAAACACACACACACAUAUCAGUUGAGAGAACAUAGUUGCCAAAAGCUCAGUACAUAUCCAUGCUCUCGUUCCAUCUGAGAUACAAAAGACGACUUUGUCAAAUUGUUGUUGAUUAGAAAGAUUAAUGAGUGGUCAUCGGUUCGGGCGGAUCUAUGGAUCUAAAUCUGUGAUUUUGCAAGAUUCCCAACCAUACAGCCGAAAUUUUCUUUCGGCUUUAAGCAUUAGUUGUUUUAUUUUAGCAUUAGCCUGACGGACUGCAGCGUCUCAUCCUGCAUUUCAAUGUUUAUGUCUUUUUGUACUGUAUGAUUUAGGUUCCAAGGGAUGUCAUGUAGGACUCUUCGAGUGUACCGCAUUCUUUUUUGUAUGUUUGUACAUUUAUAAAUAUAUUUAAAAGCAGACAUGAUGUCAUGAAGAGAGAUUAAACUUUUUUUUAUUGUUUUUGUGUUGAACUUUCUCUGCAGCAGCUGCAGCAUUUCUGAAUGAAUCCUGCUUUACAUACUUUGCUUUUUGAGAAAUUCUUAUUUGAGACUGCAAUUAAAAAACGAAGGUUUAUGAAAAGAUGACAAUAUCAUUGGUGAGUUUACAUGUUAAAUAGUUCCCAUGUUUAAAUAUCUACUCUAUCCAUUUUUCCACCUUGUGCAAAUUGCAUCUUUAAGAACUAAACUGUAUGAAAAACUGCAGAAUGUAAAGGCCAAGAGAAUGAAAACGAAAGUACAUAUUAAUUUGUUACUCGAUCACAAUGGUUCAACAUCAUCAUUUAGACCCUUGACCUCUGAGAAGACGUUCUGAGUCACCUUCAGAAAUGUUAAAAAAAACCCUUGAGGUUUCUAAAUGAGGAAAAUCUCCUCAGUGCAACAGUGAAUGACUAAGAUGGGCCUCAUUUGUGAAACGCGAGCAGAAUGCAUUUCCAUAAAAUUGUUGCCAAAACCCUUCUUGUGUAAAUUGUUCCAUUCAAAUCAAUGUGACAGUCUAUGCAAGAAUAGUUUUAUGAACAGUUAUCGAGAAAUUUGUUCUGCUUGUGUUCUAAAUGAGAUCCUUUGAGUUUACAUAUGUAUAUAGAAUGUGUAUGAAAAACAGCCAUUUACUUGGUAUUAAAAAAUUUUACAGAAAAACGCCAGUAGCAGUUAUCUUAUCCUUUGUUUUUGUUUUUUUAAUCUUCAAAUGACUAACUUGCCCUCAACAAGCAUAUUUUGUUCACGAUGUUCCCUUUUAACAUUUGUUUUACAUAUUCUUAUCAUAACCAGGUUAUUUUGUACAACUGGACAACAUUUAAAGAUUUAUAUCAGACUGCAAAUGUUUCAAAAUUAAGUCAUCUUUCUCUUUUUGCACAUAUUUGCAUACUGGUUUUGUCAAGUCACACCCCUCCGGCACCUGUUUCUUAGUUCCUUUUUCUGUUGCUUAUUAUAUGUAGGUGUUUCCUAUGUGAAAAGAAUGUUAUUUAUUUUUGUUUAUAGAAGAGAAGAAAGUAAAGACUCAUGCUGACUAUGCUGGGCAUUGCCAGUUUUCAUAAGUAUUUUGCAAAAAAGAAAAAAAAGGAUUUUUUUGGUCCCCUGCUCUGCACAGAGAAACAAAACUCAAACUGUAUCUCUGAAGAUGUGUAAUAAAAAUUGACUUUGAGACACAAGGCUGUAUGGUUCUUACUCUCUGUGUGUGUGUGUGUGUGUGUGUGUAAACGUGCAUGAACGUGUGAAUUCCUAUCAGUAUCUAACACCGCUUCCUCUGUUGUAUCUUAAUAUAAAUUAGCUUCCUUUCUCACAGAUGUCUACAUUGAAGCUAAUGUCAGUCUGUGUUUUUUUGCAUCACAUGUAACUGAUUGAUGAAUAUUCAAAAUAUUUCAUUUUUUAUAAUUCUGUCCUUU